Messenger RNA from Dacryopinax primogenitus, 583 nucleotides. RefSeq lists its product as uncharacterized. The transcript is spliced from 4 exons. Bases 41 to 358 code for a protein of 105 amino acids. NCBI's taxonomy places the organism in Eukaryota, Fungi, Basidiomycota, Dacrymycetes, Dacrymycetales, Dacrymycetaceae. The record is from RefSeq and is a predicted model, not a curated record.
GAGAAUUGCAAGUUGCAGUCUCGUCCGGCGGGGAAGCUGGAUGUUAAGCUAUAGGCCGCCUUUCGAAGUCACCACCUCAUUCAACUUUGGUUCCACAUGCGCAAUCGGGGAAAAGACCUUGUGUACUUCUGAAUACCGCUCAUGUAAGGCAAGACCCAGGCUUAUUUGCCGAGCUAACAAUGAGAUUUCGCCGGCAGGCACAACGGUCAACUGCACCUUGAUCGGCGCUGACUCACUCUGCGGCGAUUCAAGCUGUCGCGCAUUGAUGGUUCGACGAACCAGCGGAUUUCAGCAGCGUUCCAGCGAGAGUGGUUUUGCUGUUCUUGCGGCCGAGAUGGAGAUAUCCUGUUGUAGUUAGGGGGCCAGUAGCUCAGCAUCCUCCAAGCGGAAAUCAAUCAUCAGAGCAGAUAUCAACUUCGUCAAUCCAGCAGGAGCGCGAAUAGUAUCGCUAUACUUGAGGUCGCUCUUCAUGGGUAUAAUUCGGGCAAGAGGAAAGAAGGUGUUUCGGGGUCCUAGGGCCCCCGCUCAAUAUUUUUGCAAGACCCCACACGGUCUCUAGCGGCAGAGUUUGCUUCGCCUCUUU